Messenger RNA from Penicillium antarcticum, 273 nucleotides. RefSeq lists its product as uncharacterized. The transcript has 2 exons. The coding region runs from base 1 to 273 and encodes 90 amino acids. The record is from RefSeq and is a predicted model, not a curated record. Lineage: Eukaryota; Fungi; Ascomycota; Eurotiomycetes; Eurotiales; Aspergillaceae.
AUGUCUAAUCAGUCGAGCAACGACGGCCCUCACAAAUUCAAGCUUGCCAACAUACUUGACCCUCGAGUCGACAGCAACAGACGGAAUCAGAAGGCUCCCGAUGCCCAUUUAGGAUACGCACGGAAUUACGGCAAAGGUGGUCUUCACGAUAAUGGGAUUCUUAACAAGCUGGACCCUAGAGUCAAUCUAGACCAGGAUAAAAGUACUCUGGAUGACUUCGCUGCUGGUAGCAACGCGCUCAGGGAUAAAAAGCCUCGAAGCGGAGAAGCCUGA